AUGAAUGUUGCCCUCAGCGUGGAACUGCCUGGCUUGCGGUUUGCGAAGUGCCAUGUGACGUUCGUUCUCACGUGCGCUUCUAUUCAGAAGUUCUGGAGAGUUGGCGGAACGUUAGGUGUACAUUGUGAAUUCACCAAAGGUGGUUCAGCGGCAGGCCUGCCUACAAAGACUAUUGUUGGUAUAGUUCUGGGACUGAUCACCGCCAUCGGCAUGGUUGUUGUAACGUUGAUCAUGUUGCGGUACGUACGUCGUAGCCAGAUGCUGAAAGGCAAGUAUAACCCUUCCAAGGAAGAACUGAAGUGCACCGGAACUACCGUGUUUCUGGGCGGAUCAUGCGGUGCAUCGACAUGGCGUCAGGACAUUGCGAUUCCGUACUUGCAACGUCUCGGUAUUUCAUUCUUUAACCCGGUAAGAGACCAAGCUUGUUUGUGUUCGAAGCGCGGCGCUGCCGACGCGACUGAGCCCGCCAGUGAUGAAGUCGAUCGGUUACGUACGCUGAACUUCAUCUACUACGUGCUGCGUCAGCAGCAGAUACCGACCUGCGUUACGAUCAGCGAAGCACUGCGCUUGAUAGAGCUCAUCAUCUGCAGACAGAAGACGUUCCUUCAAGUGGUCAUGUCUCUCAGCUGGCUGAAAAUCUAUAUUGAGCUGUACGCUCAAGUGGGGCGAUUUGACGUUAUUCCGAAAGUAAAGUCUUACAAGCUGAAGUUUUUUCUUCUGCUUUUGGAGCUUACUAUUUUAUCCAUGGUCGUCGUUCGUUUUCCGUCGAUUUAUUCGGUUGUCGGCGCGGCUCUGUUUAUCAUAGUUUAUCUGCUUAUACCAGCUGCUCAAUUUUUCCUUCAGUUUUACGAUAAGUACUUACGAAAGGCGGCGCACGAUCUGUACAUAGGCGGCGAUGCCGAUCAAGUCGAGAAAAUGUUCAAGCUCAUCCACAACUACUCACAGGGUUCUUUCGAAAAGCGUUUCGAAGUUGUUGCUUCAUCUCGCUGCAUUUUUUUUGUUCUAUCGUGUACAGAAAGCUUUUUGGCCGAUUUUGUUGAGGUUGCAUAUUACAUUGGCAGUGGCUUCAGGGUAAUUGCUCACGUAGACAGCCCUCCGGCAGGGCGCGUUCGAAAUCGCUUCUUAAUCUUGGUCUGGAAGCAUACGAAGAAUAUCGACUCUUGGAAGAUGUUUGGCGAUUUUGAUCCGAUAUGUAUCGUAUGUAGCAUCUAUUUUCUUCUGUCGAAGACAACGAUGCGAGACGCGUCUGUCGCUGGCUGCGAGAACCUGUCCAGCUGUUAUCACCGAGCUGUGCUGUAUUUGAAGGAUAUGACACUAACCUGUAACGCUGUCGUGCUCGAAGAUGCUGUACUGGCGAUCAAGGUUGUGUUGGAAGAAUUCGCUGUUGUGUUCGAAAAUGACGUUAGGAUGCAGCAUCUUGGAAGCGCGGUAGUGGGCAGGAUGGCGAAGAAAUUUCACGGAGCUUUAUUACGAACCUUAAAUUUAAGCUAG
Messenger RNA from Soboliphyme baturini, 1491 nucleotides. Lineage: Eukaryota; Metazoa; Nematoda; Enoplea; Dioctophymatida; Soboliphymatidae. The record is from the annotation of a GenBank genome assembly.